This is a messenger RNA of Penicillium roqueforti, 816 nucleotides long. RefSeq lists its product as uncharacterized. NCBI's taxonomy places the organism in Eukaryota, Fungi, Ascomycota, Eurotiomycetes, Eurotiales, Aspergillaceae. The record is from RefSeq and is a predicted model, not a curated record. Bases 1 to 816 code for a protein of 271 amino acids. The transcript has 5 exons.
AUGGCAACAGCUAUGCCAGCUCUUGUUCUUCAAUCACAAAGGUACCCGCAGUUAAACCUCCAGGUUUAUAAUAGCAACGGCGCUCUUCUUGCCUCCCUGGCAAUCCCAACUGCCCAACAAGAUCGACAUAUCUCUCCGGAGAUGCUCUAUCGAUACUGUUCAUUCACAUUCGUCUUUCAUAACCCAAGCGAGCGGGAAUUUUAUAAGUUAGGAGCCAAUAACACACAAGGUACCACUGCACUCCAGCUUAACAGUGGGAUUUCGGUGGCGCCUGGUAACUACAUGGGUUUGGAUCUAAGGCACCAAUUAAUCGAGCUGACAACCAACUAUGCGCCCCGCCGUGUCAGAACUCAAGAUACCGGAACUCAAGACCCCGAUUCCCAAUCCCAGGGCCGGAGUGAAUGGAGUCGUCUGCAGUAUAUCACGGACCCUCUCCCCGAGACCGAGAUCGGGAAGUCACGUAUAUACUCUGCUCAGAAUGGACUCCUCCUCAGCGCAGAUAUCCACUCCCUAUUUGAUAGUAUCGAACUAGGGAUUGACCCAGAUGCUAACUACAAGAUCAUCGUAUUCGGACCGGUUCCUACAGGAAUUGGUGCUAACCGUCUCAGAGACUCUGCUCGGAGUGGAACCUGGCGUAUGAGCGCCGACCUGCUUCGUUGGCACCUGCGGAUGUGCCUGUACAAUAACCUGAAGGCCAAUUCCGAGCCGCAGACAGUAUGGGAGGAGGAUCUUGGAGAAGACCCGAUGGGCGAAAUUCUCAGCCAGCCAGAUGCGGCUGAGCGGAUGGUGAGCUUUUCACGCGCCUGGGAGAACUGA